AAUCCAAUUCCACUUUUAGCAAGAAAAACACUUUUGAGUGUGAAACCUCCAAGCUUGCACAUGGAAUACUGAUUAGUUCUGUACAUGUCUUCUGUCGUGCGUAUGUGCCUAGCUCACUUUGCAUCAUGGCUUAAUUCCCACACACAAGCUUUCAGCUAAAAUGUAAUUUCUCUCAAUACUUACUCUGUCCUAGGUAUUUGGAAGGAGUGGUUUGUGGAGCCAUUAUUGGACCAUGAAUUCUAUAGCAAUAUAACAAAGGAAGUUGAUGAAGCUUGGAAGGAAAAACAUGGCAAGAAUGUCAGUGAUACAGUCAAGGAUUAUCUUUUGACCUACCUCGGGGAACCUCUUCAUCAGCUUAUAAGGUUCUUAGAAGAUGAAUACAGUGACUACUGUGUUCCAAGCAGUGUUUCUAGUGGAUUAGGAAGUUUGCCACUAAGUUAUGUCUGGUACAAAUUAAAAGAAAACAAGUCAUGGCCAACCGAUCCGAUGCUGCCAAGUGGUGAAAAACUGAAUGGUCCUCAUUCAUAUUCACUGAUCAUGCCAUACUUCACCACCAAUGAUAUGACACCUGCUGAGGUCCAUGACCUUGGUAAAACACAGUUAAACAAACUUUAUCCAAUGGUGGUGCAAAUAGCAAAAGAGGUGAUGGGUACAAAUGACAGUGAUCUAGCUGUUUCACUCUUCAGGCAGAAACUUAAUUCCACUGAUAGCUUCUUCAACGAUGCUCCAAUCCCUAAGAAUGAAUCCAACAAAGAGGCUCAUAAAAGGUGUAGCAAUCUUACAGGUGCAGAAAAGUAUUGCCCCAAACGGUGGGCUGCCAUGCAGUUAUGGUUCAGAGAGGCAAGACGGGUGAUGAGUAUGCUUGAUCCCAAAACAGUGGGUAUGUUUUACUUUACUGGUCCUAAACACACCACUCCUAACUGUCCAGUUGACCUCUCACCUGACCUCAAUCCAUCCAGUGGAGCACAGAGCUAUGAAAACAGUGAUAUACAUUGCUCAAGAAAUGCCAUCUACAACAUUCCUUUCUUCUUGGAAAAUCUGGGUCCAAGGUUCUCUGAAUGGAGCGUCAAUGCUCAUGAGUCGAGGCCUGGACAUCAUACACAGGUUCAGGGAACUAUUGAGCAUUUCCAUGAUGACUGCAGUGAUGCUCUGACUUGGCUUGACAAAGAAACUUAUUACACAGCUUUCACUGAAGGAUGGGCGCUGUAUGCAGAGAACCCGCUUAUAGCUCUGGAUACAGACACAUACAAGGAAGAGCCCAUGCAGAAGUUUGGCAUGCUGAAAUGGCAGCUUUGGAGAGCGAUCCGUUUAAUUGUAGACACUGGGCUUCACUCCUUACCAAACUUUACACGAGAUGAUGCUCUUUCGUAUUUUGAUAAAUAUGCUUGGGAUAACACCGACCUGGCUAAAAAGGAGGUGACUCGGUACCAGAGCGACCCCGGUCAAGCCACAGCCUACAUGAUUGGUCAGCUCGAUAUUAUUAAGUCCAGGAGGUACGCUGAAAAAGAGUUGAAAGACAAUUUCACUUUGCCGGAUUUCCAUUACCAGGUUCUCGCCCAAGGCUCCUCUCCGCUUGCUUAUCUGAGCGACCACGUACAGAGGUAUGUUAGCUGUGAGAAGGACCGUGAGGCGGAGGGCUGUGACGUCAUCCUGAAUCCUCUAAAGAAUACUGCGGCUGCUAAGAGAGGGUUAAAGGCAGCCCGCUGGCCACUGAUACCAAGGCCUCAUCGGCAUUAUAUAUAAACAAGUUUGUUUUACAGUGAUUAGUACAGAAAGGCAAAUACAAAAGAAAAUCAUUUUUAAAAAAUCCGUUACGGUAAUAUAGGUUCUAAUGAUUGUUGUGUGAGAUUUAAAUUUGAUAUAUUUUAACUUUCCAUAAGAAAGUAUACUAGCAAGCCAUGUUUCUGUUAUCAUACAGUCGUUUUAACGGUUUUAUAUAUCCUUUUUUGAUUGUAAAAGGGCAACUGUACAUUAAUUGUAACCGCGCGGUUUAAGUUUUGUCGGAUAUUUCUCACAUCCAGUGUUUAUUCCUUAUAGUCAAGUCAACUCACAGUUGUACAACUUGAUUCGCUGUGAACGUUACAUCAAAAGGCGGGUUUUGUAGAUUCCUAAUUCCUACGAAAUGUAAAUGUCGAGUGGAGUAUCAACAUUAACUCACUGUUCGUUAUAUCAGACCGAAUACAUUAUAAGCUACCCUGGUCUCGGUCAAGUAAGUUGCCGAUGGGCACCAAACUAUUAUUUCUAUUAUUUCGCCUCUCGUUUCGUCGAUAACUGGACGUUCUGCCUUCGACCGAUCGUGGAGCCGUCCUCUCGAGAAAACAAAUCACUGGAACCUAGAGUAGUGUUGUCGUUUUUGUUGCUGCUGCUGCUGUUGUUGGGUUUUUUUUUUACUCGAAGGGGAAGAACAGCCCUAACUAAUGUAAAUACAUACGUUUCUGUUUGCGUAGUUUUUCUUUUCUAGCUCCGAAAAUGUCUGAAACUCUAACGGAACAAAAUGGACGCAGUCAGUACAGAGACCCGUCUAUGAGGUUGUUGCUAUUCUUCCAUACAAGUAAUUAGUCAUCUAAGAAACUGUUCAAAUCUAUCUGGAGCUCGAAUUUUGGGCUUCUCUAAAAUAAAAUAUUAAAAUAAGACUUGAGCGCCUUGAGGGUUCAUAUUUGGGUCUUCCUUUAUCAGAUGUUACACUCUCUUAAUCUUCUAGACCUGUUGCAAACGUUGAAUUCUUUUUGUUGAUUUUAUGUCAAUGUGAUAAGUUCGUAUCUACUCCUUGUGAAUUACGAUGCAUAUUCUGUGAUCUAUGCAAUGUACAUUCAUCUUGUACCGACUGGGAAGUAAAAUAACUGUUUGUAAUCAAAAGAAUGACCGUGGUCUCGCGACCGUAAUAAAAACUGCAAUGGAU
Molecule: messenger RNA, 2899 nt
Organism: Orbicella faveolata
Lineage: Eukaryota; Metazoa; Cnidaria; Anthozoa; Scleractinia; Merulinidae
Source: RefSeq, a predicted model, not a curated record